Arabidopsis thaliana (thale cress) is the source of this 1540-nucleotide messenger RNA. RefSeq names its product Peroxidase superfamily protein. Gene Ontology annotation, biological process: response to oxidative stress; cellular oxidant detoxification; hydrogen peroxide catabolic process. Gene Ontology annotation, molecular function: peroxidase activity; heme binding; lactoperoxidase activity. Lineage: Eukaryota; Viridiplantae; Streptophyta; Magnoliopsida; Brassicales; Brassicaceae. Gene Ontology annotation, cellular component: extracellular region. The transcript has a single exon. The coding region runs from base 106 to 1056 and encodes 316 amino acids. The record is from RefSeq and is marked reviewed.
GUGUGGACCGUACAUCGGCGCGUGAACUCCACUGUCCCUCCCACUUACUUCAUCUCCUUCCAUAUAAUCCCAAACCCCCCUCUCUCUCUCUCUCUCUUCUCAACAAUGGCUUCACUCAAAUCUCUCUUCCUCCUCUUCCUCUUCUUCUUCACAGCUCAAUCUCGCUUAACCACAAACUUCUACUCAAAAACAUGCCCAAGAUUCCUCGACAUCAUCCGUGACACAAUCACAAACAAACAAAUCACUAAUCCCACCACCGCAGCCGCCGUUAUCCGUCUCUUCUUCCACGACUGUUUCCCUAACGGCUGCGACGCCUCCGUCCUCAUCUCCUCCACCGCCUUCAACACCGCAGAACGUGACUCUUCCAUCAACCUCUCACUCCCCGGAGACGGUUUCGACGUCAUUGUCCGAGCCAAAACAGCUCUCGAACUCGCUUGUCCCAACACAGUUUCUUGCUCAGACAUCAUCUCCGUCGCAACACGUGAUCUUCUAAUCACCGUCGGUGGUCCUUACUACGACGUUUUCCUCGGCCGUCGUGAUUCAAGAACGUCGAAAUCUUCUCUUUUAACCGAUCUUCUUCCUCUUCCUUCCACACCAAUCUCUAAAAUCAUUCAACAGUUUGAAUCAAAAGGUUUCACUGUUCAAGAAAUGGUUGCUCUUAGUGGAGCACAUUCUAUAGGGUUUUCACAUUGUAAAGAGUUUGUGGGUCGGGUGGGUCGGAAUAAUACCGGGUAUAACCCGAGAUUCGCAGUGGCUUUGAAGAAAGCUUGUGCUAAUUACCCUAAAGAUCCGACUAUCUCUGUGUUUAAUGAUAUUAUGACUCCUAAUAAGUUUGAUAAUAUGUAUUAUCAGAAUCUUAAAAAGGGUCUUGGGUUACUUGAAUCGGAUCAUGGAUUAUAUUCUGACCCUAGAACCAGAUAUUUUGUUGAUCUUUAUGCUAAGAAUCAAGAUCUGUUUUUCAAAGAUUUUGCUAAAGCUAUGCAGAAGUUGAGUCUUUUUGGUAUACAGACUGGUAGAAGAGGAGAGAUCCGAAGAAGGUGCGAUGCUAUUAAUUGAGUUUAUGUUUUUAAUUUAUUUAAUUUUUGGGUUAUAUUGGAUUGUGAAUCUUCUGAGUUAUUACACUCAUAUGUUUUUGUGUAAUGUAAAAGAUAUAUGGUUGAUUGUUCUAAUUAAGAGAUUGGUUUUGGUACAAAGAUUGUUAACCUUUGUGCAGAGAUUGAAUUUGAUGAUUAUGUAAAGGAAAUGUUCUGCAUUUCAGCUCUAAAAUUUGAGUCCGGUUCAGUGAGAGUAAACCAAACUGAAGUAGUUGUAGUUUGAGUUUGGUAAUCAUUCAUUAGUGGCUGAUUGAUAAUUAAUAUGUUGGUUGAGAUAAGAGAUGUGAUUUAAUGGAUACGGAGUUGGUAGCUCAACGAGUGAACUUUUGGAAUCUGGAGCAUCUAGGGGGUUUAGAGUUUGAGCACCACCAACAAUAAAGAGAGAUUUACAUUACAAUGGAAACCUUCUUUCUUCGAUCUAAUUAACUAUAUUUGUGGUUUCUUGU